AUGGCACUAGGUAGAAGCAUGAGCAGCAGUGGCGCCGUUGCUCUUGGGUUGGUGCUAACCCUGUGCUUCGCAACCAGUGGUUUUAGCAAGACGGAGUGGAUAGUCGGAGGUUGGAAGGGAUGGACCUUUGGUGUUCAUGGCUGGGAGAGGAACAAGACCUUCUACCCUGGUGACGUGCUUGUGUUCAAGUAUAAUCCCAAGAUGCAUAACGUGGUGGUGGUGAAUAAAGAUGAGGAGUUCCUCUGCAGGGCCGGUGCUGUCGGGGACGAUACAUAUACCUCUGGCUACGACAAGCUCGAGCUCGGUAGCCAAGGCCCGAUGUACGCCAUCAGCAGCAAACCUGGAGACUGUGAGGGUGGAAUGAAGCUUGAAGUUCACAUCACAACGCGUAGAUGA
Messenger RNA from Triticum turgidum subsp. durum (durum wheat), 396 nucleotides. The record is from the annotation of a GenBank genome assembly. NCBI's taxonomy places the organism in Eukaryota, Viridiplantae, Streptophyta, Magnoliopsida, Poales, Poaceae.